UUUAGCAGUCUUUUAUAUUUUGAUAUAGUUAAUUAAUUAAAUAUAAACAAAGAUUACAAAAAUAAUUAACAAAAAACUUAUUCUAAAUUAUAAAUAGCUAAUCUCCUAGGCUACAUAGCAAUAAGCAUACAAACUCUAAAUAGUUCAUUAAAAAAAGUUUAGUUAUAGAUGACUUCAUACUAUGAAGGAAGAGAUCUCCUAAGAACAGAAGAUAUUUAUGGAUCUCAAUCAGCAACUGCGAUCAAGUAUAGAAACAUAGAUUAAGAGCAAUAUGUGCCUGUCGUCAUUAAAAAUGUUCCAGAAGUUUACCAGCGCUAAGCAGAUCUCCACAAAAGUAUUAGAAAUCCUCACUUCAAUGAUUAUAGAUAUGAUCUGAAUUAAUAACAUCCCUAAUUCAUACCCAACUCUCACUCCUCUUCAUAUAAGGACUCUCUUGACAACUUCAAGUAGGAAUAAGAAGCCAUUAAGACUUAAAUUCUUAAAAAUAACUCCCAAAUUAACUACGACAUGAUCAGAAUGUAAAAGAAUAAAAACACAUAUGAUAAACUGAACCCACCUUUUGCAAACCUACAUUCAGAAAUCAAUGAACGCUAAUAUUAAUACAAUAGUCUAAGAUCUCCUUUGAAUUAAUAACUCAAAAACAGCUAAAGCAACGGAUUUCUUUCAAACAAUAGCAGCGGAAACUUGAUAUAAUAUGCUAAUCAAAUAUAAGAUUAAUCUCCAUCUGAUAGAUAAAUUAAUGCUUAACAAAAAAUACUUGCUAACAGAUCUGCCUCAAUCCCUUUAUUAAAUAAAAAUGUUAAUUUAAGUGAAGUCAUCAACUCCUAAAGGAUAUUUAAGCCUGAGGAUUAAAGUCCUUUGAAUCUUUACUAAAUGAACUAGCAGUAAUAAAUCUAUCAGCAACAAUAAGUCGGCUCUCCAAGUUAAGUUAACAAUUAAGUCUAUCAAAACAACAUUCAACAUCAAUAACAAAUACUUAACCAGCCUAAAAAUAACUUUUAAGACUAUGUCUUAAAUGAUUAAGUCUCACCUUAAAAUCACUAAUAGCAAAUUCAAUAAUAACAGCAACAACAUCAACAUUAACAACAAUAACAAUUUAUGUAAUAAAAUAUCUAGCCUUAAUAAAAUGUUCAAAUCUAAGAUCAAAUGCAAUAAAGCGAUUAUUAGAGCCCAGAAAAGGUGGUUCAAUCUUCUACAAUAUCAAACAAAAAGACUUAUAAGCCAUAUAACAUCAUUAUACACAAUAGAUACAUUCCUUACACUCCAAAGUUUGAUUUACCUGAAAUUAAAUGGGAUAAAUACGACAGAUAAAUGUUUAAAAACUUUGAUCAGAAAGCUAUGCCUCCUGUUGAAAUAAUCAGAACUAAAAACGAAAAAAUGAACUCAUUCCCUGACUAUACUACUUGGAACUAAAAAUAUGGAGACGCGAAAUGA
Tetrahymena thermophila SB210 is the source of this 1434-nucleotide messenger RNA. RefSeq lists its product as hypothetical. The transcript is spliced from 6 exons. The record is from RefSeq and is a predicted model, not a curated record. Lineage: Eukaryota; Ciliophora; Oligohymenophorea; Hymenostomatida; Tetrahymenidae.